Molecule: messenger RNA, 1354 nt
Organism: Oppia nitens
Lineage: Eukaryota; Metazoa; Arthropoda; Arachnida; Sarcoptiformes; Oppiidae
Product: ell-associated factor Eaf-like
Exons: 3
Coding region: 197-1270 (357 amino acids)
Biological process (GO): positive regulation of DNA-templated transcription; regulation of transcription elongation by RNA polymerase II
Cellular component (GO): super elongation complex
Molecular function (GO): transcription elongation factor activity
Source: RefSeq, a predicted model, not a curated record
ACAUACAGUAGUGUAUAGACUGCUAUACUCUGCCAUAAUAUGCUGUAUUAAAACAUUAUUAAUACUAGUGUUUAGUUACCUAUUGAUUGAAACUGUGUUUUUAAUGACAUAUUUUUGUUAAUUAAAUACAAUUGUAAUCUCUUAUAGACGUCAACAUUGAAUAACAAAUGUGUCUUCAGAUGGUUGACCACMAGUGAUGACAAUGAAUACAAUAACAGAGCGGUUGGGUAUCGGAGAUGAGAUACGAGAACUCAAGUUAGGACCCACUCUGACAUCAAAAGAUACCAACAAUUCAUUCCAUACCAUCAGAUAUGACUUUAAACCGGCAUCAGUUGAUAGAGAAAAGGCUGCUGUCCUGGAAGUGGAGGCCAAUAAUAAGGUGACAGUGAUGGCACCCAACACUGAGGGUUCGGGCACUUCAGAAACGGUAUUUAAAGGAUCCCGAAAAUCGCACCAAAAGGAGUGCGUUCUGAUCAUUGACCACAAGACAGGAGAAAUAACACUCGAAAAGUUGAAUCAAAAUAUAAUCGUUAAGAGGACACGACAACAGAACCCGAGUAAAACACAUAAACCUUUAAUUGGACGGCCAAACACACCGAUAGACAACAAGAAAUUAGUGCCACAUUUGUCUCAACAAAAGCCAAACUCUCCUCUGACUGCAAAUAAUCGCCAAAAUUCGCCAAAUAAUUCAAACGUCAAACAAAAAGCGUCUCCAAAUAAGGCCAACUCUAAUGGACAUUCAUUGAAUCAUUCAAAAAACAAGAGUCCGCCAGUGAAUCGGCCUAUCAGUCCUUCAAUGCCGACCCUAUCAUCUUUGACGAAGGCAUCCACAACUGCUUCAAAUUCCAGUACUAAUUUUGCUCAUAAUGUGAACUCCAAGCGUGAUAUUAAUAAUGAAUUGGGUUUGUCUGACUCUUCAAGUGAUUCCAGUGAUGCUGAAUCUUCCUCUAGUUCUAGUAAUAGUAGUAGUGAUUCAAGUAGUGAUGAAGAAGUGAUCAACAAACCAAACAGUGCUAAAAAACAUAUAACUAAUGCAAACUUGUCUUUGAACCACAAUAACAAUAAUUCAAAUAAACCUAAAGCCAGCAUAAAGUCAGACCAAUCUUCCAGUGAGUACGAGUCCGAUGAAGAUAUUAACACAAAACAGGUGUCCAAUACAUCCAAACACAGUGCAAGUAAUGGCAAUACAUCUGUUUUGCCAUCGAUGCCUAAAUUUAGUCAAUUAAGUGAAGAUCUUCGGUUGAGUGAAUCUGGAAGUGAUAGCGAUUGAUGUCUAAAACAAACCUAAUUAUCAUUGAGCAUAAAAAAGUUAAUUUUGAUUUAAUGUAUUUCCUAUUUGUAUUGUAUUAUAAUU